UUCUCCCAAAAAUCCAAUCUUUAAUUCAAUCCCUUUUGUUUCACUCAUUGAUUUUCAAAGAUUCAGUAUGAAUUACUCAAAAGAUUAGUUCUUGGAUCUGGGCACCUCUCUUUUCUCUUCACAUGCAUCAAUUCUGCAACGCUAUUUAGUUGGGGGAAUGGCGGCGCCGCCAGCUCAGCCGCAGUUUAUGACCACCAUUGAUCGCAGAACUCAUCCCGACGAGUCACGCAUUGAUGAGAUUGAAUAUGAUCAGAUUAUUGUGCCUGAUAAUAAAAGCUGGAAGAACUUGUUUGCAUAUGUCGGCCCAGGCUUUCUUGUUUGCAUUGCUUAUAUUGAUCCAGGAAACUUUCAGACGGAUCUGCAGGCCGGAGCUCAGUAUAAGUAUGGGCUACUUUGGAUCAUAUUGCUUGCUUCAUGUGCUGCCCUUAUUAUUCAAUCUCUCGCAGCAAACCUAGGAGUUGUUACAGGAAAGCAUUUAGCUGAGCACUGUCGAAAGGAAUACCCAAGAGUCCCAAAUUUUAUUUUAUGGUUUCUUGCUGAAAUAGCUAUAGUCGCAUGCGACAUUCCUGAAGUUAUCGGAACAGCAUUUGCUCUGAACAUGCUUUUCAAUAUUCCACUUUGGUGUGGUGUGCUUAUAACAGGGCUGAGUACGUUGGUUCUUCUGUUGCUGCAGCAAUAUGGGGUGAGAAAGCUUGAGAUUUUUAUCGCUUUUCUUGUCUUGACAAUUGCUGGCUGCUUCUUUGCUGAGCUUGGUUAUGCAAAACCCAACUCGUCUGAGGUUUUAGAAGGCCUUUUUGUUCCCCAACUUAAGGGGCCCGGGGCUACUAAACUGGCUAUUUCACUCCUCGGUGCUAUGGUUAUGCCGCACAAUCUUUUCCUUCACUCAGCACUGGUGCUCUCUAGGAAAAUCCCACGAUCUGUCAGUGGUAUCAAAGAGGCUUGCCGAUUUUACAUGAUAGAAAGUGGCUUCGCCUUACUGGUUGCCUUCUUCAUCAACGUAUCAGUUAUCUCAGUUAGCGGUGCAGUUUGCAAUUCACCGAAUCUUAACUCAAAGGAACUCGAGAGCUGUGAGAACUUGGACCUGAAUGAAGCUUCCUUUUUACUUAAGAAUGUUCUAGGCAGUUGGAGUUCCAAGCUCUUUGCAAUUGCUUUGCUGGCAUCAGGACAAAGCUCGACCAUAACGGGAACAUAUGCUGGCCAGUAUGUUAUGCAGGGGUUCCUCGACUUGAGGCUGAAGCCAUGGAUUAGGAACUUUUUAACUCGAUGUUUAGCAAUUGUUCCUAGUCUAAUUGUAGCUAUUAUCGGUGGAGCAUCUGGCGCCGGAAACUUGAUUAUCGUAGCAUCGAUGAUCUUAUCAUUCGAACUUCCAUUUGCGCUAAUUCCGCUCCUCAAAUUCACGAGCUGCAAGACCAAGAUGGGCUUAUAUGCCAACUCAUUUUCUAUCGCAGCCACUACUUGGAUCAUCUCGUUCUUGAUCAUGGGCAUCAACAUCUACUACCUAGCCGAAAAGCUGGUGACUUCCCUCCGUCAUAGCAAACUGAGCAUAGUGGGCAUUGUGUUUUGUGGACUUCUGGGCUUCUUGGCCAUGCUCGUUUACCUAGCCAGCAUUGCGUAUUUGGUGAUCCGUAAGAACCAGGAGGGCUCUCACCUUAUCGCGUUGUCGGAUAGGCAGGAGGAGAAUGUCACACUACCUAGACAUGACAUAGCUAACAUGCAAUUACCUCAAACAAGAACUAGUGAUCAUCUUUGAACUAAAAUCAUCCUUUUUUUUCUUUUGAUGAGUGGUAAUAAUAUUGGAGUAUCCUUUGUACGA
Messenger RNA from Salvia splendens (bonfire salvia), 1813 nucleotides. Its product is annotated as metal transporter Nramp6. The record is from RefSeq and is a predicted model, not a curated record. Lineage: Eukaryota; Viridiplantae; Streptophyta; Magnoliopsida; Lamiales; Lamiaceae. The transcript is spliced from 14 exons. Gene Ontology annotation, biological process: manganese ion transport; iron ion transmembrane transport. Gene Ontology annotation, cellular component: plasma membrane. Gene Ontology annotation, molecular function: manganese ion transmembrane transporter activity; cadmium ion transmembrane transporter activity. Bases 158 to 1750 code for a protein of 530 amino acids.